AUGGAGCAAGCAAUUGAGAGGUCUCCGAAUGGACAAAGGGGUUUCAGAGUUCAAGCUCCACUGGUAGACUCUGUGUCAUGCUAUUGCAAAGUUGACUCUGGCCUGAAAACGGUGGUUGGCGCCCGAAAAUUUGUUCCGGGCUCAAAAAUCUGCAUCCAGCCAGACAUCAACCCUCGUGCCCACAAGCCCAAGAGCUCACGGCGUGAGCGCACCCGUAUCCAACCUCCCCUCCUCCCGGGCCUGCCCGAUGACCUGGCCAUUGCCUGCCUCAUCCGGGUUCCACGUGUCGACCACAACAAGCUCCGUUUAGUCUGCAAGCGCUGGUUCAAGCUCCUGGCCGGAAACUUCUUCUACUCCCUGCGCAAGACCCUCGGCAUGGCGGAAGAGUGGGUCUACGUCAUCAAACGCGACCGGGAUGGCCGUAUCUCAUGGCACGCCUUCGAUCCAACCUACCACAUGUGGCAGCCUCUGCCCCCUGUCCCGCUCGAGUACAGCUCAGCACUCGGCUUUGGCUGUGCUGUUCUUAGUGGCUGCCAUUUAUACUUAUUCGGGGGAAAAGACCCUUCGAAGGGUUCCAUGAGAAGAGUCAUCUUUUACAGCGCUCGCACGAAUAAAUGGCACCGGGCCCCCGACAUGCUCCGCAGGCGCCACUUUUUCGGAUCGUGCGUGAUAAAUAACUGUUUGUACGUUGCGGGUGGGGAGUGUGAGGGGAUUCAGAGGACUUUACGGUCGGCCGAGGUUUAUGACCCGAACAGAAACCGGUGGACCUUCAUAGCGGACAUGAGUACGGCCAUGGUGCCAUUCAUUGGCGUUGUUUAUGGUGGAAAGUGGUUCUUGAAGGGGCUAGGGGCCCACAGGGAGGUGCUGAGCGAGGCCUACACGCCGGAUAAUAACUCGUGGAGCCCGAUUAACGAUGGGAUGGUGUCUGGGUGGCGUAAUCCGAGUAUUUCUAUAAAUGGGAAGCUUUAUGCCUUGGAUUGUCGUGAUGGGUGUAAGUUGAGGGUUUAUGAGGAGAGUACCGAUUCUUGGAGUAGGUUUAUGGAUAGCAAACUACAUCUCGGGAAUUCAAGGGCUUUAGAAGCGGCGGCUCUUGUGCCGCUCAACGGGAAGCUUUGUAUAAUUCGGAAUAACAUGAGUAUAAGCAUGUGCGACGACUUGGGCGACGCUCAAGAUCGUGACUUCUGGCGCAGAGGUUUGGGCGAAUUUCGGCGCAGAGGUUUGGGCGAAUUUCGGCGCGAGGGUUUAGGUGAUGCACAGGACCGCGGCUUCCGUCAUCAAGCUUUGACGGCGCGUUUGGCGACUAGCAGGGAUAGUCGCCCGCGGGUUGGGAAUCCAAUGAGCCCCAUGCCUACCGUCGUGCAGCCGCGGGCCGUGGCGUCCACUAAGGGCAGUAUGGUAACCAGCGUCGCGUGGGCUGGAGCCUUGACGAGGACUAGGGUAUCGACCAACGACAAGGAGGUGUCGGUGACCAUCUAUGGGAGGGCGCCUUCGUGUGGACAUACCCGAAUUCUCGGCUCUUGA
Molecule: messenger RNA, 1521 nt
Organism: Striga hermonthica
Lineage: Eukaryota; Viridiplantae; Streptophyta; Magnoliopsida; Lamiales; Orobanchaceae
Source: the annotation of a GenBank genome assembly